This is a messenger RNA of Rubroshorea leprosula, 1212 nucleotides long. NCBI's taxonomy places the organism in Eukaryota, Viridiplantae, Streptophyta, Magnoliopsida, Malvales, Dipterocarpaceae. The record is from the annotation of a GenBank genome assembly.
CCACAUCAUCAAAAAAAAUAUUAAAAAUGCCACGGAAGCAGAGUUAACGGUCCAAUUUAACAGAAGGACUAACGGAGUGCAUUUCGUAUAGUUGAUGGAUCAAAAAAGUGCAAAAAAUUCUCAAGGGACCAAAAAUGUGCAAACCACUAAAGUUGAGGGACCAAAAUGAGCAUUUAACCAUGGAUAAAAAAUGUGCACAAAAAUGACAAAAUACUUUAGGGACCAAAAAUAUGCAAAUUGAUAAAGUUGAGGGACCAAAAUGAGCAAAAAUAAAUAAAUAAAUAAAUAAAAGGAGUAACGGAGCAAUUUUGUACCGCGGCCGCAACAGUCAGUCGGUUUCGCUGAUUCCUUCCGUUCUCUCAAUCUUUCCCUCACCGCGCCUCAGCUCGUCUGCCAGCAGCGUCGUCGCUCGACUCUUCUAUUCGCGUCGUCUGUCAGCUCCGUGUACUGCGGUAGCUCUCAAUUCUCAUUGCCUUCUUCGAACUUGGAAUGCUCUCAGUCAAGUCUUAAAAGGUAUCGACCUUGAAGAGCAGGGAAGAGGAAGUAGGGGAAGGAGAAAGAUUAUCUACCACGAUUGUAGAUGGUAGAAGUUUGGUGGUCACUGUUGGGAGCUGCCAUCCCAGCAGUUAUUGCAGGGCAAGCUUUUAGAAUGAAGAAGCGGCAUGCUGAGGAGCAGAGACUCAAGAGUGCUAGGGGAAGCGAGAAGAAUUCAGAUGAUAUUUUUGUGUGUGAGAGAGUUUGCACGUCAAAGAGAAUGCUGAAAAAGGUUGGAUCAUUUUCAAAGGAUCCAAUUCCUGAUACUUGUGUCACUGUCUGUGGCAUAUCUGAGCUGGAUGCCUGCUCUGCUGCUUGUGUUAGUACUGUUUGCGUUAAUCAGCAUCAAGUACCCAACUGGAAUGACAUUUGCCUUCGGAGAUGUCAGAGUGAAUGUCUUAAACUCUCAGCUUCUAGUACUUCUUAGAUCUUAGUGCAUUUUAUUUCACCUAGACUUUAAACAAUUGACAUUUGUAAAACAUGCUCUUUAGUCAUAGUGAAUGUCCAUCUAUUGAUGUUUACAGUGUUAAGUGGAACAUUUUGCCUUGUUUUCCAAAUGGAUUUUUGACUGGUAAAGCUUACAAUUCAUUUGGAUUUCUUGUGUUGAAACCAUUAACCUUCUUUAGCAAUUCAACAACCUUAUAUGCUUUACAUUUUGAAUCAAAGUUUUAUCAGUCC